Messenger RNA from Hyposmocoma kahamanoa, 2399 nucleotides. RefSeq names its product DNA replication licensing factor Mcm5 (gene Mcm5). Gene Ontology annotation, cellular component: nucleus; MCM complex. NCBI's taxonomy places the organism in Eukaryota, Metazoa, Arthropoda, Insecta, Lepidoptera, Cosmopterigidae. The transcript has 13 exons. The coding region runs from base 100 to 2289 and encodes 729 amino acids. Gene Ontology annotation, biological process: DNA replication initiation; DNA replication; double-strand break repair via break-induced replication. Gene Ontology annotation, molecular function: single-stranded DNA helicase activity; DNA replication origin binding; single-stranded DNA binding. The record is from RefSeq and is a predicted model, not a curated record.
AAAAAUUGUUGAUAGUACGUUACGUUAUUUUGCUUUUGUACAGCAACAAUCCAUAGAAUUGGGUAAAGUUACGGUGUUUUAGAUACUUAUAAUUUAAUAAUGGAAGGUUUCGAUGAUCCCGGUGUAUUUUUUUCUGAUAAUUUCGGUGUUGAAGAGAAUGAAUCACGAGAUCAAAUUAACCUACAAGGUGUGAAGAAAAAGUUCAAAGAAUUCAUUCGUCAAUUCCAUACAGGCAACUUCAACUACAAAUACAGAGACUCUCUAAAGCUGAACUACAAUUUAGGACAGUACUGGGUAGAAAUAAAUAUCGAAGACUUAUCCAGUUUUGACGAAAUUUUGGCGGAAAAAUUGUACAAAAAACCGACAGAACAUUUGCCAAUACUAGAAGAAGCUGCUAAAGAGUUAGCGGAUGAAUUGACUGCGCCAAGACCAGAAGGCGAAGAGAAAGUAGAAGACAUCCAAGUGUUACUAUCAUCUGAUGCUCAUGCUGCAAAUUUAAGAGAGUUAAAAUCUGAAACUGUCUCCCGCCUAGUGAAGAUUCCAGGCAUAGUUAUAUCAGCUUCAGGGAUUAAAGCUAAAGCCACCAAGAUAUCAAUUCAAUGCCGAUCAUGUCGCAAUAUCAUCCCAAAUUUACCUGUGAAACCGGGUUUAGAGGGAUAUGUUAUGCCAAGAAAAUGUAACACGGAACAAGCUGGUAGGCCAAAAUGUCCACUGGACCCAUAUUUUAUCGUCCCAGACAAGUGCAAAUGCAUUGAUUACCAGGUACUGAAACUCCAAGAGACCCCAGAAGACAUUCCUCAAGGAGAAAUGCCGCGUCACCUUACCGUGUACUGUGAGCGCAUGUUGUGUGAAAAAGUAGCUCCUGGCGCCAGAGUAAUUGUACUUGGUAUCUAUUCUAUCAAGAAGAUUGCUAAGAUUGGGAGAGAAGGUCGCGAGAAAGGCUCUGUCGGAGUCCGUUCAUCUUACCUUCGCGCAGUUGGCCUUACAACCGAGGAGGGAGCUACAGGUGGCCUGCGUCCUUUCACGACAGAGGAAGAAGAACAGUUUCGAAGACUCGCAGCCUCGCCUGAUAUAUAUGAACGGGUAGCGAAGUCGAUUGCGCCAAGUGUGUUUGGCGCUAUUGAUAUGAAGAAGGCUAUCGCAUCUUUGCUUUUUGGAGGCUCGCGUAAACGCCUACCCGAUGGUUUGACGCGCCGUGGAGACAUCAACAUUCUCCUGCUUGGUGACCCUGGUACUGCCAAGUCUCAGCUGCUGAAGUUUGUGGAAAAAGUGGCGCCGAUUGGUGUUUAUACUUCUGGCAAGGGAUCGAGCGCUGCCGGCCUAACCGCUUCAGUGAUUAGAGAUCCGGGAAGUCGCAAUUUUGUGAUGGAAGGCGGCGCUAUGGUUCUCGCUGACGGUGGAGUGGUGUGCAUCGAUGAGUUCGACAAGAUGCGGGAAGACGACCGUGUCGCUAUACAUGAAGCUAUGGAACAACAGACUAUUUCUAUUGCCAAGGCUGGCAUAACAACAACUCUCAACUCCCGUUGUUCGGUGCUCGCUGCCGCAAACUCUGUCUUCGGUCGGUGGGAUGACACAAAGGCGGACGACAACAUCGAUUUUAUGCCGACUAUUUUGUCGCGAUUCGACAUGAUCUUCAUCGUCAAAGACGAACAUGAUCAAAAUCGGGAUAUUACUCUAGCCAAGCACAUAAUCUCAGUGCACAUGGGAGGCGACAGCGUGGAACGAGAAACCGCAGCAGGUGAAUUGCCCCUCUCCCUACUCCGCCGCUACGCCGCAUAUUGCCGCGCCCGAUGCGGCCCAAGGCUCUCCGCUAGUGCCGCUGAGAGACUACGAGCACGAUAUGUGUUGAUGAGAACUGGAGCAUCCCAACAUGAGCGACAAGCUGAUAAGCGGUUGUCUAUUCCUAUUACAGUUAGGCAACUGGAAGCUGUAGUACGCAUCUCAGAAUCUCUAGCAAAAAUGCAGCUGCAACCAUUUGCGACGGAAACUCACGUGACUGAAGCUCUACGGCUCUUCCAAGUGUCUACUUUGGACGCCGCUAUGACCGGUAGUCUUGCUGGUGCAGAAGGCUUCACUUCCGAAGAAGACCACGAAAUGCUGUCACGCGUUGAAAAGCAACUCAAGCGCAGGUUCGCCGUCGGCUCUCAAGUCUCAGAGCAAACUAUAAUCCAAGACUUCUUACGUCAGAAGUAUCCAGAAAGAGCUAUACUUAAAGUCAUCCACACCAUGAUUAGACGGGGAGAACUACAGCACCGUUUACAAAGGAAAAUGCUGUACAGACUUUCUUAAUUUCUUAGUUUUUGUCUAACAUUCAUUUUUUAUACUAUGAGUGAUACAAUACAAUCACUAGUAAGACGUGUGUUUUUAAAUUAAAACUCCAUUUUAAAUAUAUCGACUAU